Staurois parvus is the source of this 351-nucleotide messenger RNA. The record is from the annotation of a GenBank genome assembly. Lineage: Eukaryota; Metazoa; Chordata; Amphibia; Anura; Ranidae.
AGCCGAAGAUGUCGGCUCGGUCAUGUGAUCAGCUGUGUCCAAUCACAGCUGAUCACAUGAGACAUGUACACUGAUCAUCAGGGCACUGAUGAUCAGUGUGCCCUGAUCAGUGUGGCCCCAGAAGUGCCACCUGUCAGUGCUCAGUGCCCAUCAGUGCACAUCAAUGCCACAUAUCAGUGCCCAUGUGAGCUGACUUUCAAUGUCACCUAUCAGUGCCACCCUAUCAGUGCCACCUAUCAGUGCCACCUAUCAGUGCCACCUAUCAGUGCCACCUAUCAGUGCCACCUAUCAGUGCCACCUAUCAGUGCCACCUAUCAGUGCCACCUAUCAGUGCCAAUGUCGCCUACCAGU